This is a messenger RNA of Hydatigera taeniaeformis, 792 nucleotides long. Lineage: Eukaryota; Metazoa; Platyhelminthes; Cestoda; Cyclophyllidea; Taeniidae. The record is from the annotation of a GenBank genome assembly.
AUGGACAUGUAUGAGUACCACCCCGGAAUAACAGUGGUCAAUUCCUCUUACGGAUACAACGAUCCUCAGCUUAUUCGUCAACGAAGUGAUAAACCAGCUGAUGAGAAGAAAGAGAGCAUCUGCCCGAUGCCGCGAUGUAGACCAGCAAGGUCGUCAGCAUGGAAGUUUUGGGCGGUGGCACUGAGUCUGAUCAUCGUCCUCUGCUUCAUUGGAAUUGCUCUGUGGGUGGCAUGGACGCGUUCCAACUCGAACGUUGUGAAAACUGACGAAGGACCACAGGGACCUGAGCUGCCGCCUGCUAUCUGCUACAAAUGCAACAACUAUGCCCACAUCAUGGACGGCCGCGAGCUCAACUCAAACAUAGACGUGGAGCACAGUAAGGGCGGUGCGGCCGAGGUGGGAGGAGCCCUAGGCGUUGCAGUAGAUGUGGAUGAUCCGAGGCAGGAGCUCUGCCAGGAAUUCGUCAACAGAACCGCUUUGGCCGAGACGCAAUCCCCCGCAGAUGAUGACUGUGGUGACAGCCUGUACAACGGGUGCUUCAAAAUGGUCACCAAGAGCUAUCGACUUACUUCCAAUGUUGGACGUGAGCAACUGAGUGUCACAAUUGUCACGCGAAAUUGUGUCGAAAUACCACGCAGCAUUCCACUAGGCUGUUAUAAAACCUUUGGUGGAGCAGGAAUGGAAAGAGAGACCUGCUAUUGCAAAGGAAAUUAUUGUAAUGCAGGAAUGAUUAGCCGCCACUCAACCCUACUGGGAUCAGCAAUUCUCUUGAUUACUGCCUACCUAAUUUAA